GGUAGCUCAGGGAGGGCCCGGGCACCGCUCCCGCCCCCUUGCCCCGGGCCCCCUUUCCUCCCCCGGCUCUGCAGACCCCGGCGGCGGCUCCCGCGGCGCGGCGCGGCGGGCGGGGCGGUGCGAGGCGCGGUGCAGCCCGGCGGCGGCCGCGGGGGAGCGCGGCUGCGGCAGCCCCCGCCUGCUACGGGGCACGGCCGUGCUGGACGAGGGGAGUGGGCGGCGGUCCCGGCCCGGGCGCUCCGCACCUCUGCCGAGCUUGGCCGGCCCAGAAGGGCAGCCGAGAGUUCAGCAUGCAGGAAGUUUUGAGGCAGCUCGGAGAGUAGCGCGGUGGAGGUGACCCCUGCUUUGCGUGCUCUGGGGUUUUGUGCUUUUUUUUGCGGGGAUUGUGCCUUCUCCCCCCUCCCUCUCCCCCCCCCGCCUCCAACUCCCCCAAACACACAAGCAACCCGCAACAAUCAUAAAGUCGGUAAGGGGGAAAAGAACACGAGCGAGGGAAGGACCCUCGGCGGGAGAGGAGAGCCCGUUUCUUCGCAGAGACACGGUCCCGCUCGCUGCUGGUCCCAAUGCAACUGCUCAUCCUCCUCCUGCUCUACGCCGUCGUCUGUGCGAACUUCUGCAGCCGUCAGGGCACCACCGCCCCUGCCCAGAGCGGAUCUAUAAAAGCCCUGCGGGCUUCCAACAUCAGGCGAGAUGAGAGCAAUCACCUCACAGACUUGUACCGAAAAGAAGAGACCAUCAGCGUGGCAGGGAACGACUGCAUCCACAGUCCUCGCUUCCCCAGCAGCUACCCCAGGAACCUCCUGCUGACGUGGCGGCUCCACUCCCCAGAGAGCACCAGGAUCCAACUGGCUUUUGAUAAUCAGUUUGGGCUGGAGGAACCCGAAAAUGAGAUCUGCAGGUAUGACUUUGUGGAAGUGGAAGAUGUGUCAGAGACCAGCACAGUUAUUCGAGGACGGUGGUGUGGACACAAGGAAGUACCUCCAAGAAUAACAUCAAGGACAAAUCACAUUAAGAUAACCUUCAAAUCCGAUGACUACUUUGUAGCAAAACCUGGAUUCAAGAUAUGUUACUCUCUUGUGUGUAGCUCGAAAGAGGCAGAUUUUGCAAACACUCAGGAAAUGGAUGAUUUUCAGCAUGCAGCCUCAGAAACCAACUGGGAGUCAGUCACAAGCUCUGUCUCAGGGGUAUCCUAUCCCUCUCCAUCAGUGACUGACCCUACGCUCACGGCAGAAGCACUGGAUCAGACCAUUGCUGCCUUUGACACGGUGGAGGAUCUGCUCAAACACUUUAACCCGGACUCCUGGCAAGAAGAUCUUGAGAAUCUGUACACAGACAGUGGGCACCAUUAUCGAGGCAGGAGCUACCAUGACAGGAAGUCCAAAGUUGACCUGGACAGGUUGAAUGAUGAUGUGAAGCGUUACAGCUGCACUCCGAGGAACUACUCUGUCAAUUUAAGGGAGGAGCUGAAGCUGACAAAUGUCGUUUUCUUCCCCCGCUGCCUCCUUGUCCAGCGCUGUGGCGGAAACUGUGGCUGUGGGACUCCAAACUGGAAAUCCUGCACCUGCAUGUCAGGGAAAACAGUGAAAAAGUAUCAUGAGGUGCUGAAGUUCGUCCCUGAGGCUGGGCAUGCCAGAAGAAGAGGCAGAAUCAGGAACAACAUGUCCUUGGUAGACAUACAGCUAGAUCACCAUGAGCGUUGUGAUUGUGUCUGCAGUUCAAGACCACCCCGAUAAAAAAGGAAAAACAAAGAAAGAAAAUUAAAAACCAGACACACUAAUUGUCCAUCUUACUGGACAUUUACUUUGAAGCAGGAUUGCUCUGCGGACCUUUACUCUGUAAUUAUUUGAAAUUUGCUACUAGCCUGCCUUUGCAAUUAGUAAAAAUCAUUGCUGUGCUGAUUAGUGUCAUGGCAACUAAACAGAUAUAUCAUACAUUUAUGUAUCAGCAUCCAAGAAUUUAGGAUUGUGGUUAUCUAUAGCUAGAUUCUGAGGGUUGAGAUUUGAAAAGCUCAAUUGCAGUCCUUAGGCACACAAUGCCCACUGAAUUUAAAUACCAGGUAUGUAGUUAUUUGUGGUAGCUGGCAAUGAAAUAGCAUCGUGUUUCUGUUUCAAUCACCAGUUCCUACACUCAAAUUCCGCUCCCAUUUCUACCUCCUCAGCUCUCCUGAUGGUAGGUAGGGUUUUAUGGUGGGUAUAAAUGAGGAGAGAAUUUGAUCCUGUAGGAGUCAAAAUGGUUUGCCCCACUCUUAGAGGGAACUUCCCAGCAUUUUUGCCCAACAGCGUGAGAUAGAAUGCUUAAAAUCCAUCAUUACAUAAAAUCACACCAUCAGUAAAGUCAAAUCUCACUGCUUGUACUCGAGCAAAUCUUGUGCUGAAAUUAGUCGACGCUUUGCAUGAGCCAGGACACUGAGGGUGGUAGGGGGUGCUGAGGCUGGCACUAUUGCCGUGGUGGCUACAUGGCAGCCAUCACCCAAGUGCUUCUGCAAGAGGGGGCUCCUGCCAGCUCCCCAGGUUAAUACCUGUGGACUGGACCUGAUUUUGGUCACUACGUACCUGAUCUGGAUUCCUGCCCCUUGCCCAGAGCAGCCCCACAGUUGCCCAAGAUGAGCCCCCUCUAUACAAGAAGGGAGAGAAAGCCCUCCCCUUGGAGGGGAUGAAGAUAGGGCACUUCUUUGUUGAAAAUAUUGAUUUGUUUUGCAGUUGUGUUAUUGGGAAACAAAACUGUGUUUGAGAUUUAAUUAUCUUUAUUUGGUUUGGGGUUUCUUUAUUUGUUUUUUAACUUUGUCAUAUAUGCAUUAAUCUUAGUUAUCUGAGGUUAGUUGUCUCAUUCCAGCUCUCUGUAUUGCCAUGGUUAAAGUGUUGACAGUGAAUUUCUUUUUUUUUAAAUUGCAUUUUGCUGAAGCAUAUUAAGUCAUUAAGUACUGUCUGCCAGUCAUGGAAAAUGUGCAUCAUUUAUUAACUUCCAGAAGAAUAUUACUAAAUACCACCUCAUAAUAAAAUUAGUACUUUAAAAGCUACAGCAUAGCUUCCUAUGCCUUUUAAACUAUUACAAAUGUGCUCUAGCUGAAAAACAAAUAAGAUCCUUCCAAACUAGCUUUAAGGAUUUUCAAAUGUUGCUCCAAAAAUGUAAAAACGAGGCAGAUUUAAGUUUCACAAAGAAUUCGAGUUUUGAUCAUGAAUGUAACAGCAGGAAUAGGGUGUCACAUUUAAUGGCUGAGGGUUUAUCUUUUAUAGUAGACAUCGGCUGCAUCAAAGCAUCUUGUCUGUGUGCUCUUGUCUUUCUGUCUCUCUGAAGGAGUGAAGUAGGUUGACAGUAAUGCAGUAUAAAUAGUGGAAAAUGGCAUGUGCUAUAAAAUACAAGGCCUUCAAACCAGUAUGUUUUAGUACUCUACAGGUUUUUUACAAAAGCACCCUAAUGUUCUCAUUUUCCGUCUUCAUCAGCUCAAGUAUUUUGUAAGUGCUUUUUUAUAAUUUUAGCAAAACUUUGCUGAAAGAGCCCUUAGAAAUGUUGUGUUACUUUCUUUCCUGUACUUUAACCUUGGAGAUUCAGAAAGUGUGGGGGUUUUAUUAUUUAUAUUAAUUUUCCUCUCUGGCUCCCAGAUGUCUGUUUAAAAAUGCUCCUGAAUGCUUUCUUGGGAAGUGAUUCAUCAUUUUUCAAAGCAAUUCACAUUUAAAGAACAGCCCUGUAACCAAAGAUUACCACCUUCAUUUUGUAGUUCAGGACUAUUUAAAGAAAUCUCAUUCUUUUUCUGUUUCUAGCUUAAUAACAAGAUUGACCCAGCCCUUCCAUAAGUUUUAGCUAAGUUUGGAAUAAAUUUGCAUGCAAGACCUUGGUGAUACAGAUUGUUUUUGCAAUACUGUACACCUGUUUGUAUCUCUGACUGAAUCAUGCCCAAGCACUCUGAUUUCAUAGUUAGCAUUGGUUGCAGGAUACACAAUUUUCACAAGGCUUUGUGCUCUAAGUGGUCCUUUGAUUCCCACCCUCCAAGGGAAACAGGCAGCAGGCAGUGCUGCACCAGGCGCGUGCCAUGCAGCACCGACUGCUUGCCCACCCCAACAGCCCCGGGUUGUGAGGGGCACUUGUGCCUCCUGACUGGGGGGAUUCAGCCUUGGCUGGGAGCCUGAGUUACCCUUAGAGGCAACUGGGAGAGGCUCUCCCGUAGUGUGCCUUAGUCCAAAGGUUGAAAUCACAUUGGAGCAUUUCUUUCUCUCCUUUGACUAUAUAGAAAGAUUAGAAAUUUGAUUUGGACAUCUAAGUGGGAUACACAGAGGUAGAUAAUAUGAAUACUCCUUUAAAAGACUGAACAGCUGAGAAUUCAGCUGAGUUUAAGUAAAGGCAGCAUUGGAUGUGCCAGGGUUCAACAGAAAAAUUCAGAUGCAAAGUCAAAAAAAAGUCCUCUUACUUAAUGAUAGGUUUACCUUCUUUAAUAUAAGCUAAGCUUGUCACAAAGUUUGAAGUAUUACUCCUGGGACACUUACUAAUUAAUGGAACCAUUCACUGCUUCCUGCUGCCAUACAGACACCAUGCUCCCAGCCAGUGCAGGAGUGUCAAGGAUGGGCUUCAUGUGGCAGUGUGGGGAUGAUGACAUACAUGUGAACUAAGAAAAACUCCCCGAAACCCAAGCCCUGAAAUGCAGUGACCCUGGAGAACCCAAAAAAACAGUAAAAUUUUUCCUUUUUAUUUAUUAGCAGAAAUUGCAAAGGUGUAUCUUCAUACUUUUUUCCUCUUUUGUCUUUGUAUAAUUGUUAUGUUGUUUACAUGCUAUUUUAAUUUAAAGAGCAAAGAUUAAAAAAACCUAAUCUGGUUCAGUUUUAUUUGUGGAAUUGGAAAGCACCAAAAUAAAUACAUUAUCAAAGGCAAUUCAGAAAGAUUCCUAAUUUCAAACCACUCAUCAGCUUUUUAUUUACUAUAUUCUUCUGGGAUAGAGCCUACUUUCUCAAGUGCAAUCUAUGUAUAUUAUUUUUAUCUCAGUUAAAUGCAGCUUUCAUAGCAGUACUUUUUACUUGAUGCAGUAUGUAAUGUGUCUUAUCAUGAUGAAAAAAUAAAUACUGCUUUUGAAAGAA
Vidua chalybeata is the source of this 5063-nucleotide messenger RNA. RefSeq names its product platelet derived growth factor D (gene PDGFD). The record is from RefSeq and is a predicted model, not a curated record. Gene Ontology annotation, cellular component: membrane. Gene Ontology annotation, molecular function: platelet-derived growth factor receptor binding; growth factor activity. The transcript is spliced from 8 exons. Gene Ontology annotation, biological process: platelet-derived growth factor receptor signaling pathway; positive regulation of protein autophosphorylation; positive regulation of MAP kinase activity. The coding region runs from base 564 to 1733 and encodes 389 amino acids. Lineage: Eukaryota; Metazoa; Chordata; Aves; Passeriformes; Viduidae.